This is a messenger RNA of Lactuca virosa, 258 nucleotides long. NCBI's taxonomy places the organism in Eukaryota, Viridiplantae, Streptophyta, Magnoliopsida, Asterales, Asteraceae. The record is from the annotation of a GenBank genome assembly.
AUGAAUCUUGGUACAAAACACGACGUAUCAUCUGAAGAUGUGUACUCUGACCCUGGUUCUCCCAUGCUGCGGAGAACUCCUGAUGGGACUUAUGUUAUUGCCAAGUUCAAGAAGGAGGAUAAACAAGCCACAUACCUGUUGCUAAACGGAAAUGGUGCUACCCCAGAAGGAAACAUACCUUUUCUAGAUCUGUUUGACAUAGAUACGGGUGAAAAGGAGAGAAUAUGGCACAGCGACAAGGAGAAGUAUUAUUUAUGA